Rhizoctonia solani is the source of this 303-nucleotide messenger RNA. RefSeq names its product Retrotransposable element Tf2 protein. Lineage: Eukaryota; Fungi; Basidiomycota; Agaricomycetes; Cantharellales; Ceratobasidiaceae. The transcript has a single exon. Gene Ontology annotation, cellular component: pericentric heterochromatin. The record is from RefSeq and is a predicted model, not a curated record. The coding region runs from base 1 to 303 and encodes 100 amino acids. Gene Ontology annotation, biological process: chromatin organization; negative regulation of transcription by RNA polymerase II. Gene Ontology annotation, molecular function: chromatin binding.
AUGAAAAUCCAUAAUGUCUUCUACAUGGGACUACUGUCAAAAGUCCUCAAAUCCCCAAGCCAACUAUUUCCAUCCAGACCUCCCCCUGAGACAAUAGAAGGGGAAGAGAAAUAUGAGGUAGAACAAAUCCUGGACUCAAAACAAAAGAAAGGAAAAUGGCUUUACCUUAUAAAAUGGAAAGGAUACAGACCAGAAGACAACUCAUGGGAACCAAAAAACCUUAUGGAACAUGCAAAGGAGGAAAAAAAGUGCUUCAACCAGGCAAGGCUCAAAAAGGCUCAUGAAUCUGCCAAGAGCCUUUGA